GAUAAAUUUAUUAAAAAGUAUAAAAGUGCAAUAUUGAAGCAUAUUUUCGACAAUUCCUUCAAAGGACUUCAAAUUGAGUAAGGUGUAGCAGAAAGCCAUACGUAACAUAUUUCAAGAAGAACUCAAAAUUCUUAAAAAACUUGUCUAAACCUGAACAAUUUGCAAAACAAGGUGUAUAAAUAGGAAAAGUUAAUACCAGUUUUAAAGUGGCCCUCAAGUUAAGGAUCAAAAAUGACGAGUAUGUCCACAAUUCUUCAACAGCAGCAACAAAAACAACCCGCAGACUACCGGUCGCGUUUGCACAAUGGCGAUGGUGGUCGCAGCAGUCGCAGUAGUAGUGAAAUUAGUAGUGGCGGAGAGUCGCCGCCACAACUAACUGGAUCGGACGCGCUUAACAUGACGAUGGCGGCUACAACCGCAGCAAUGACGAUGCCGCACAAGCCUCAUCAUCAACACAACCAACAACAACACCACAAUCAUCAGCAACAUACAACUAUAGCUGCGAACUCCUCAUUAUCAACCGCCAACGCUGCGUUCAACUCGCAACAACAUUCAAAUCAGCAACACCAGCACCCACAUCAGUCGCACCAUCACAAUCAUCACCAGCAACAAAACGACCAUAUUAAGCGGCCAAUGAAUGCGUUCAUGGUCUGGUCACGCGGACAGCGACGCAAAAUGGCGCAGGACAAUCCAAAAAUGCAUAAUUCAGAGAUUUCCAAACGUUUGGGUGCCGAGUGGAAAUUACUUACCGAGGGACAAAAGCGACCAUUCAUCGAUGAAGCAAAGCGUUUACGAGCGUUACACAUGAAGGAGCAUCCCGACUACAAAUACCGGCCGCGUCGCAAGCCGAAGACACUCAAUAAGCCGCCUGUGUCUAGCUCCGGCGUGAAUGGCUCACAAAAGGAGUCGCCACAUAGCCAUCUGGGCACAUCAGCCGCGGCUGCAGCGGCAGUCGUUGUUGCCCAUCAUCAACAACAUUCGCCCACAAGUCAUCAUCAUAUUGUCAAUGCGGCCAAGUAUGGUUUUGGCGCAACGCCUCUAGAAUUGACAUUGAAUAUGCCGUCACGACAUAUACCGGGCGCUUUUCCGGCAGCGACAGCGCUAACCCACUACCCUCUGGAUCCAACCAUAGCACUCGAUUUGCAGGCCCGUCUACAAGCCAUGUACGCCGGUAGCCUAUAUCAUCCAUGGCGAUACUUUGGUUGCGCACCGCUCAUUAGCCCUGAGACACCGCCGUCACCGCCCAGCAGCAACGGUACGGGCAGCAUCGCUUCAUCAUACGGUUGCGGCAUCAAAUCAGCCAAAUCUUCACCCACGCUGGCACUGUCCGCGGGCACUCAAGCACCGCCCAAUAUUAUUUGACCAACUCCUUUAAGAUUUGGUGGGAGCUCCAUGGGUAAUACCGCCAUUGCGGUGGUUGCUGAACCGGCUAUGUAGACUAUUAUUUAAAAUGUAAAUGCUAGCGUAUGCGUAAGUAAUACUACUCAUAUUUUUACUGAGUAUAUGUAAGUAUGUUUUAGCUGCUAAGACUUAUUACUCCAAAGUGCUUACAAGUUGCAAUUUAAAAUUAAAUACUUUAAAUGUUGUUCAUAUGUAAAUUGUAUAUGUAAAUUUUAUAAAUUUGAUUGCGAGAACCAUAACGUUCUUAACUGAUGAGAUGAUUUAUUCAAAUUUGGUCAUAUGACCUUAUAGAAGUUAUACAUUUAUUGCCAAAUUUUUUAUUUUCCUUCAUUCA
Messenger RNA from Bactrocera latifrons, 1735 nucleotides. RefSeq names its product transcription factor SOX-2 (gene Sox21a). Gene Ontology annotation, biological process: cell differentiation; positive regulation of transcription by RNA polymerase II; anatomical structure morphogenesis. The transcript is spliced from 3 exons. Lineage: Eukaryota; Metazoa; Arthropoda; Insecta; Diptera; Tephritidae. The coding region runs from base 232 to 1362 and encodes 376 amino acids. The record is from RefSeq and is a predicted model, not a curated record. Gene Ontology annotation, molecular function: DNA-binding transcription factor activity, RNA polymerase II-specific; RNA polymerase II cis-regulatory region sequence-specific DNA binding.